Messenger RNA from Gossypium raimondii (Peruvian cotton), 3119 nucleotides. Its product is annotated as zinc finger CCCH domain-containing protein 53. NCBI's taxonomy places the organism in Eukaryota, Viridiplantae, Streptophyta, Magnoliopsida, Malvales, Malvaceae. Gene Ontology annotation, molecular function: RNA binding; metal ion binding. The transcript has 9 exons. The record is from RefSeq and is a predicted model, not a curated record. The coding region runs from base 403 to 2472 and encodes 689 amino acids.
UACUGAAGUGCAAAAUAUAUAAAUAAACUUUGAAAAACAAAGAAAAUAAAUUCAAGAAUUUGGGUGCAGAAGCUGCUAUUUCUUCUUCUUCCACUUCAUCAAGCUUUGUUGUUUUUGUUUUCUGAUGGGUUUUUAGAGAGGAAGAAGCUUAACUCAUUACAUUGCUCAAAAUAAUUGUACUAUAAUUAUAAUAAUAUUAAGGAAUAGCCAUUAUUGUCCUUUCUGAAGCAAAGUCCACUCUUUGCACUCUUUUACUUGCUUUUCUUCCCUAUCAUUUUCUUCUCUCUCUCUCUUUCUCCCUUGAAGUGAAGGCUUCUAUUUUAUCUUUGGGGGGGUUUAGAGUUUCAGCACUUCAGCUUGGUGUUUGAAAAAAAAAAGAAAGAAAGAGAAAUUGGGUUCUCCAUGGAUUCAUAUGAAGCAACGAGGAUAGUGUUUUCGAGGAUCCAAAACUUAGACCCUGAAAAUGCUUCGAAAAUCAUGGGUUAUCUUCUUAUUCAAGACCAUGGAGAGAAGGAAAUGAUACGUUUAGCCUUUGGACCUGAAGCUCACAUCCACUCUUUAAUCCUCAAAGCCAAAUCCCAUUUGGGACUUUCCAUUUCGAACCCACCAACGCCUUCUACUCCCUCUUCUCCUUCUCCUUUCUCUUCAAGGCCGAGCCCUUUAUCCAUCCCUUCUUCCUCUUCAAGGCUUACCAAAGGCUUGGAGAUUCCAAAUCCUUCUUCUCCAUCUACUACCACUUGGCCUCCUCUUAACCAUUGUCCCAUCAGUCCUAGCUCAACCUCCUCUCUUUCAUAUGCAAGUAUUGUCAAUGGAAGCAGUAACACUGCAAAUGGCUCUGGAUCUUUAUCCUCAGUUCCUUCAUGUGUAAACACUUGCAAUGACAACGAACUCAUCGAUGACUACCAGUUCCAGGACCACCUUUCGUUUCUCAACGACUCCAAACCUGAGGAUUUGUUCAGUCCUCGGCUUGACUUGGCAAUGAGUACUACUCCAAGUGGCUACGCUGAUUCCCUUUUACAUAGGAGAAGUUUCUCAGUUCCUGGUCUGUGUUUUGGAGCUGAAGAUGUCAACUCUGGGAUUGGAUGGAAGCCUUGUUUGUACUUUGCAAGAGGGUUUUGUAAGAAUGGUACUAGCUGUAGGUUUCUUCAUGGAGAUUGUGCUGAUGCUGCUGCUCUCGUUGGUUCUCCAAGUAAGCUUAAUGAGUUGGAACAGUACCAGGAGCUACUUAGAUCGAAAGCUCUUCAGCAACAGCAGCACCAGCAAAAGCUAGCUUCAGCUUCUCAGCUCAUGUCUGGGGCUUCUUUCCAAUACAGCAAGUGUGUUAAUCUACUUCUCCAACAACAAAAUGACUCUCAUAGAUCAGCGAUGGCUGCAUUAAUGAUGGGAGAUGAGCUUCAUAAGUUUGGACGGUGCCGUGCUGAAAGAAAUGAUUUUUCAGCGAUGGGAUUAGGAGCAGCAAUCAAUCCAGGCUCUAGACAGAUUUAUUUGACAUUCCCAGCUGACAGUACCUUUAAAGAAGAAGAUGUUUCAAAUUACUUCAGCAUCUAUGGACCAGUACAAGAUGUGAGGAUUCCUUACCAGCAGAAGAGGAUGUUUGGGUUUGUUACAUUUGUGUAUCCCGAGACAGUGAAGCUCAUCUUAGCUAAAGGCAAUCCUCAUUUCGUUUGCGAUUCUCGUGUGCUCGUUAAGCCUUACAAGGAGAAGGGGAAAGUCCAAGAGAAGAAGCAACAACAACAAUCGGAGCGUGGAGAGUAUUCAGCAUGCUCGAGUCCGUCUGGGGUUGAUUCGAGGGAGCCAUUCGAUCUCCAUCUCGGAUCGAGAAUGUUUUACAAUACUCAAGAGAUGCUACUGAGAAGGAAAUUAGAGGAGCAGGCUGAUUUGCAGCAAGCCAUUGAGCUUCAAGGAAGAAGACUAAUGAAUCUGCAGCUGCUGGACUUAAAGAACCAUCACCAUUCUCAGUUCCAACACGGUUUUUCCACUGCCUCACCAGUUCCUUCACCGACUGUAUCCCGUACUCCCAACAAUCAAGCACUUAUUUUUCCAGUUGAUGGCAUCGAUCAAGAAUUCCCCCAAGAGAAUGGUGGUUGCCCGAUCUCAGCUGUUUCCGAGUUGGCUGCUGCUAUCAAUGAUGAUAAGCAGCUGGAGGAUUAUAAAAAUGACAAUGGUAAUAGUAGCACCAAGGGGAAGGCCAACACUGAAGAAAGUGAUCUCCCUGAAAGCUUGGAUCACAUUCUCCCUGAUAACCUAUUCGCUUCUCCGAAGAAAUCAGCCAGUGAUCACUUCACUGUCUUCUCUACCUCGUCUGCAGAGGCCGUAGAGGCUGAUGACAAAACCGGAACUCCUCCGACUACAUCUUGUUCUAACAGUAACCCUUCACCGGCCAAUGCCUCCGGCCUCAAUAUGGCUUCUCUUAAAACAUAUCUUCUUCAAAUGCCCAGGUUUUCUUCUGGCCAAGGAACCAUUGGCAUGUAGUUAGCCAGCAAUGGAGGAAAAUUGACUUUGCCAGGUGGCAAUUAAGCAAGCAUAUACAAGGAAGAUUAAACCCGAAAAAAGCUGUAUAGGCAAAACCAUACCCACAGCAAAGAAAAAAGAUCUGUAAGACAAGAUCAGUGCAAGAUCAUCACUGCCAUCAUCAUCAUCAUCAUCAUCAACAAUACAAUACUACUUACAAUCAAAUACAUAAUAUAUGUAUAGGUAAAGGACAGAGGAACUGAUUUAUGCAAGUGGGGUCUUUGGCCUUUCCUUACUGUGACACACCAAGUUGCUGGACCACACAACAGAUAGUGUAGAAACAAACAAAGGCUGGUAGUAACUAGUAACUAGUAACUUUUUUUUUUAUCUCAUAUUGUAAUUUUUUUUUCAUUUCCUAAUCUUUUCUUUUACCCUCCUUUUUUCAAAGUGAGGUGAAAAAAGAGAACUAAGAAAAAAAAUCUGUAUGAACUAUGUCACUUUGUGUACAGAAUUAGACCCCCCAGAAGUUCUAAAAGUACUUUACCAGAAGGUUAACAACUAUACUGAUAUAGAUACCCAAAUAGGAAAAAAAGGAGUGAAAGGGUAAAAGCUUGGAACUCUGGGUUCUUUUUUUUGAAGUUAUUUGCUAGUGUUUCAUAUUAUUAUUA